AUGAAGCGCUUCCUGGGAUCUCUGAGCAGGCGCUCAAGCUCCAUCGACGUCGUCGAACACCGUGAAGACUCACCAGAAGCCAUUGUCCAGAAAGAAUUGACUGCCUUCUGCGAAUCGAAUGCGAAUGCGAAUGGCUCUUUGCGCGACGCGCAGGGAAACGAAUUCGUCCACCUCCCCAAAAUCGUUGAAACCGCCGAGUCGAGCCCCAAUGCCGCCAAGGAAGCGGCUCUGCGCAUUCGCAAGUAUCUCACCGAUCCCGCCGGCACCCCGAACCAGACCCAGUAUAAUGCGAUCAUGCUCAUGCGCAUCCUGGUCGACAACCCGGGCCACACCUUCACACGCAACUUCGAUGCCAAAUUCGUGACGACUAUCAAAGAGCUGCUACGCACAGGACGCGACUGGCACGUGCAGAGCUAUCUCCGCCAGUAUCUGGACACCCUUGAGCAACAGCGCGCAUGGGACGAAGAUCUCAAACUGCUGCUGCAGAUGUGGGCGAAGGAGAAGACGAAAGCCUCGAACGGUUUGAUUGACCGUUUCCCAAUGAAUUCCGUCAUCCCGCCGCAAGUCCCGACCAGGCCUCACCAUCCCCAUCAGCAGCCAUACAGCCAGUCCCGCGCGCCGGCAAAUACCCUCCCCGGUCCGGUCGAACUAGCAGCGCGCAUCGAGGAGGCGCGAAAUUCGGCAAAGCUGCUGACGCAGUUCGUCCAGUCUACGCCGCCGGUAGAGCUGGAAGACAACGAUCUCAUCAAGGAGUUCAUUGACCGCUGCAGGACCGGCUCGCGGGUUGUUCAAGGAUAUAUCCACUCGACCAACCCGGCUCCGGACGAAGAUACCCUGUUGACGCUCAUUGAGACGAAUGAUGAGAUCUCCGUGGCGCUGUCGCAGCAGCAGCGUGCCAUGCUGAAGGCGCGCAAGAUCAGAGGAUCUUCGUCGCCGAGCUCGUCCAAUUUGAAUAGUCCUUCGCCAACGCCGCAGCCUGUCGCACCAGCCGCUACGAAUUUCUCUCCUCCCCCCGCGCCGCCAGCUCGGACUGCAACACGGAGCCCUGAGUCCCCUGCACCCGUCGCGACACAGCUGCCUUCUCCCGCCAUGGCGGGUGGUCGUCCACUUGCUUCCCAUCCUGUCUCGGGAUCUACGACUACCAACCGGUAUGAGUACAACUCGGAGGAUUUCCAGGUGCGGAAUCCUUUUGCCGAUGACUAUGCCACGAAUGACUCGGAUCAUGAGAGGAAUCGGGUGCAUGGUGAUUCUCAGCCGCAGACUGAUCGCGUGCGCCCCCAGCCCACUGAUCAGGAGCGUUAG
Molecule: messenger RNA, 1302 nt
Organism: Penicillium samsonianum
Lineage: Eukaryota; Fungi; Ascomycota; Eurotiomycetes; Eurotiales; Aspergillaceae
Exons: 5
Coding region: 1-1302 (433 amino acids)
Biological process (GO): actin filament organization; actin cortical patch localization; endocytosis
Cellular component (GO): actin cortical patch
Molecular function (GO): phosphatidylinositol binding; ubiquitin binding
Source: RefSeq, a predicted model, not a curated record